AUGGGCGCCAGCUGGUCAUCAGACCGCCCUGAGGAGCCCUCAUCCUCAGCUGCUGAUCUAGAACAGCCCCCCGAUCCACCCAGCCAGUCCAAAUACCCUCGCUGUUACGGGGAUGUGGUCCCUUUGCAUGCCAACCAAGACUGCAUCGUGGCCUUUCAACGAUGCGAGAAAGAAAAUCCCCGUGUCGAGCCCGAGGAGUGGUUUAUCAUUGCUGAGCGAAUCCCCCGGGUAUAUGAAUAUCUGGCACAUAGCACCAAUACACCGAAUGUGGAUGUAGACCAACCGAUUGAUCUUCACCCCCACAUCGUCAAAUAUCUUGGCCGUCUCCCUGUGGGAUAUCUGCUGGAGAAGCUGGACACUGGCCCACUCGGCGCUACGACUCUGCCGCUUCUGACCACCUUUCCUGCGUCGCGCACGUCUUCCGAUGACAAGGACUUCCCUGAUAAUGGAGAUAGAGAGCCCCUCCUCCUGCUGUACUAUCGCUGGGCACUGCAAUCGGUCGCCAUGCUAGCCUUCCUGCAUGAACAUGGGGUCUACCUAAUGGAUUUCAGCUCGAGCACGAUAUGGAUACGCGAUGAUCUCUCGAUUGCACUAUCAGGAUUUGUAAACGCAACCAUCCCGAUAGAUGAAUGGCCCUACUCUCCCGACGGGACGAGAUACGAAACAGAGAUCUACUACCUAACCAGUCCUGACAGUGGGCACCCAGAGCUCAGUCCGAAGAUCGAUCUCUCGGAUUGGGCGACCUUUGUCUAG
Molecule: messenger RNA, 753 nt
Organism: Aspergillus viridinutans
Lineage: Eukaryota; Fungi; Ascomycota; Eurotiomycetes; Eurotiales; Aspergillaceae
Exons: 3
Coding region: 1-753 (250 amino acids)
Source: RefSeq, a predicted model, not a curated record